AUUUAUUUUGUUUAAUUAAUAGAUUUUAGAUUUUCUACUCAUACACAGGUGAGUGAGAAGAUGGAACCCGGUGAGCUUGUGCAAUUGUGUAAGAUUCUAAACCCUAACAACAAAGUUGGGAGGUUGACAAUUAUCACUCGCAUGGGAGCCGAAAAUAUUCAGAUAAAGCUCCCAGAUUUGAUUAGAGCUUUGAAACAAGCAAAUCUCAUUGUCACUUGGGUGUGUGAUCCUGUUCAUGGUAACACCAUUAAAGCUCCUUGUGGUCUAAAGACACGCUCAUUCAACGCCAUCAAGUCAGAGAUAAGGGCAUUCUUGGAUGUUCAUGAACAAGAGAGUAGCUACCCUGGAGGAAUUCAUCUGGAGAUGACAGGACAGGACGUGACAGUGUGUUGGAGGGUCGAGGGAGGUGAAAUUUAGUGAUCUGAGCUCUCGUUACUAUGCACACUGUGACCCACGGCUCAAUGCAUCACAAUCGCUAGAGCUAGCUUUCUCUAUCUCAAACUGGUUAAGGAAGAGAAAG
Telopea speciosissima is the source of this 520-nucleotide messenger RNA. RefSeq names its product phospho-2-dehydro-3-deoxyheptonate aldolase 1, chloroplastic-like. The record is from RefSeq and is a predicted model, not a curated record. Gene Ontology annotation, biological process: aromatic amino acid biosynthetic process. Gene Ontology annotation, molecular function: 3-deoxy-7-phosphoheptulonate synthase activity. Bases 61 to 417 code for a protein of 118 amino acids. Lineage: Eukaryota; Viridiplantae; Streptophyta; Magnoliopsida; Proteales; Proteaceae. The transcript has 2 exons.